GUGACCCCCUGCUCUGUCCUCACUCACUCGCCGCAGCCACCCACCACUCGCUCGCUCGCCAUUCCCCUUCCCCCCUCCUCGUCGUCGCGGCGCGGCGGCGGCAAGGCAAUGGCGAUGGCCUCCACCUACGCGCCGGGCGGCGGCGCGGGGGCGCUCGCGCCGGGAAGGGCCAGGGCCCGCGCGCCCACCGGGGGGCUCGUCCUCGGCCCCUCCAAGGCCGGCCUCCCCCGCCCCCUCGCCCUCGCCAGGCGGAGCCCCCUCGCGGCCGCCGGCGCCGCCAGGCUGCGGUGCGCUGCGUCCUCGUCGUCGGCGGCCCCCACGCGGCCCGUCACGGCGCCCCGGUUCAUCCAGCACAAGAAGGAGGCCUUCUGGUUCUACCGCUUCCUCUCCAUCGUCUACGACCACGUCAUCAACCCGGGCCACUGGACCGAGGACAUGCGCGACGACGCGCUCGAGCCCGCCGACCUCUACAGCCGCUACCUCAAGGUCGUCGACGUCGGCGGCGGCACGGGCUUCACCACUCUCGGGAUCGUCAAGCACGUCAACCCGGAGAACGUCACGCUGCUCGACCAGUCCCCGCACCAGCUCGAGAAGGCCAAGCAGAAGGAGGCGCUCAAGGGGGUCACCAUAAUGGAGGGUGACGCCGAGGACCUGCCCUUCCCAACCGACACCUUCGACCGAUACAUCUCCGCCGGCAGCAUCGAGUAUUGGCCUGAUCCGCAGAGAGGAAUCAAGGAAGCGUACAGGGUCCUGAGGUUUGGUGGGACAGCUUGUGUGAUUGGCCCCGUGUACCCAACCUUCUGGCUCUCCCGCUUCUUCGCUGACAUGUGGAUGCUCUUCCCCAAGGAAGAGGAGUACAUCGAGUGGUUCAAGAAGGCUGGGUUUAAGGAUGUCAAGCUGAAAAGAAUUGGACCAAAGUGGUACCGUGGUGUCCGAAGGCAUGGCCUGAUCAUGGGAUGCUCUGUUACAGGUGUGAAGAGAGAACGUGGAGACUCUCCUUUGGAGCUUGGUCCGAAGGCUGAGGAUGUCAGCAAACCGGUGAAUCCAAUCACCUUCCUCUUCCGCUUUCUCAUGGGAACGAUAUGUGCUGCAUACUAUGUUCUGGUGCCCAUUUACAUGUGGAUAAAGGACCAGAUUGUGCCCAAAGGCAUGCCAAUCUGAGUGAAGGGGACUGAGCUGCAAGGAAGAGAGGAUAGCCAUCGUCUCAAUUAGUCUUCUCUAUAUUAGGCGCUUCCUGUCUUUUUUGUAUUUAUCUUUUAUUUCUCUGGUGUUAUGUACUUCUACUAUUGUCCGUAUUUGUGUGAAGCAAUAAUAUUAAGACAUGGAUUAAUCUCAACAAUUUCUUGAGCAU
This is a messenger RNA of Panicum hallii, 1351 nucleotides long. Its product is annotated as 2-methyl-6-phytyl-1,4-hydroquinone methyltransferase 2, chloroplastic. NCBI's taxonomy places the organism in Eukaryota, Viridiplantae, Streptophyta, Magnoliopsida, Poales, Poaceae. The transcript has 3 exons. Gene Ontology annotation, biological process: methylation. Bases 109 to 1161 code for a protein of 350 amino acids. Gene Ontology annotation, molecular function: 2-methyl-6-phytyl-1,4-benzoquinone methyltransferase activity. The record is from RefSeq and is a predicted model, not a curated record.